AUGACGAUCAUUUUUUUCACGUGUGGAACGUCUUCAGCUUCGUUGUGUCCGAGGAUCGAAACUCCGAAAGAUUUUAACCUAACAAAAUACGCAGGGGUCUGGUACGAAGUCUACAGACAGGACAUCAACGAAAUUGAUACAAAAUGUGAAAAUCAUACGUUGACAAUCAAUUCUAAUGGUACGAUGAGUGUUUGGAUGCAAAGUUUCAAUAAAAUGAGUGGUUUCCACAGCAAUCAAGGUUUGGCUAUGCAAAAAAGGCCAACAGAACCAGCGGCUUUCGUCAUUCAUCUGACAAAUCCUCGUCAAACAAUCAAGUACAAUGUUAUUACCACUGAUUAUAAUCAAUAUUCACUUAUUUUUUCUUGUGAUCACGUGCCUAUUUUGGAUAUCAAUUUUGAACAUAUAUGGAUUCUUUCCCGAACGAAAACAUUAUCAUCUGAAAUCGUUAAAGAACUGCAGAAAGUUCUUCGACAUAUGCAUGUUCAUACUGAAAAUAUCAAGGCGACUGCUCAAGAUUGUUAA
Adineta ricciae is the source of this 522-nucleotide messenger RNA. The record is from the annotation of a GenBank genome assembly. NCBI's taxonomy places the organism in Eukaryota, Metazoa, Rotifera, Eurotatoria, Adinetida, Adinetidae.